CUCAUCCAUACCAUCCUCAAGGUGGUCAAAUCAUUUAUGUGUCGAUCAACAGUCGAUCGUCUGAGGCUGAGUUUGUUAUUCCGAAUAUCCGAAACAAACACGAUCGUCACAGCUGCCGAACACAUCGAUCGUAUUUGAUUUGAGGGGCUAUUUGAGCCAUACACCGAGAGUUCCACGAUUUCAGUGUGUCGGCAGCAAUCGCGGGAGAUACUACUCCAAAAAAACAAAAACCGGGAGAAAAAAACCAUACUCGAUGUGCAAAAUGUGUGAAGCGCAAAUUGUGUGACAGUUUUAGGAAAAAUUAUAGGACCUUGAGUGCGAAAAUUAUUUGAACGAAUACUCGAAAUCAAAUCGCUGUGUGAGCUCUAAUUGAUUGAGCGAAUUACAGGGCGACAAAUAAUGCAAUUUAUGGCAAGUUUUUUUGCCAAACGGAUUUCAUGCUUCAGUUGCAGUUGGGAAAUCACAGUUAACACAGCGAUUAAUAUCAAUGUGUUGCAUUUAUUUCAAAUUCAAUUUCAAUUUGGACAAGGUCAAGCCAACAUUGAUGAUGACCUCCCUUUGGGUCUGGCUAUGCUUCAGCUUAGCGGCACUCCCACACAACUGCCACGCCCACUACAUACAAAUCGACCACGAAGAGUUUCGCGCCAGUGGGUAUCCCCAUCCACCGUUGCCACCAGCCCCUCUGACACCUCUAGAGCUCGAUCAUCUGCCACAUGUGGUGGCCACCAAUCCUUUGACGCCUGCCGAGGUGAUGGUGGAUCUGACCAACGAUCUGACGCAUCGCCUGCUUCACUAUCACUCCAUACUCAAUCGGAAUAAUUUCGCUUUCUCACCCACGGCCCUGGUUAGUGUCCUGGUGGCACUCUACGAAGGAUCCGCGGGACGCAGCGCCAGCGAAUUGCGGAAUGUUCUGCAGUUGCCCAACAAUCGUGACGUCAUACGCGUCGGUUACCGCGACAUCCAUCGACGACUGCGGACCUAUUUCUUUGGCUCCGAUAAUCCUCUGAAAGGACUCAGCUUAAGCAGAAAUAAUGUCACUGUGCUCAAGGAUUUUGAAACGGUUUUAAUGUUUUACGGCUACGAUCUGAGCAUCGAUAUGAUCUCCUCCACGCCAGCCAAUGUCACAGCAGCCAACACCACACUCUCGGGCAAUGCCACAGCUGAUGCAAUGCAGGCAGAGACUACAACAAGCAGCGAUAUAGAGACAACCACUGAGCCACCUACAACCACAGCAGCCACAGCUGAAGAGACUACAACGACACCUGCGCCCACUACAACCACCGAGGAAGCGACAACCACAACCGAAGAGGCGGAAGCCAGCAGCACGGAGGCAGCAGCUGCCACAGAAUCUGGCGAGGCAACCGAGCCAGCAGGAGACGAUGAGGCAGCCGAGCUGGUUUCCGCUUUUGUGGCCGAAGAGGAUGCAGAACCCUUUUUGCGCAUACAAAAGGCGCGGGUGUCGCGUUUACCAACCAGUAAAUUGCAGGCGCCGCUGAAGCACUCGAAUCCCAUUACACCUAAGCCCAACUAUUUGCCUAGUGCACGCAUUGCAGUGAUGCCCAUGAUGGCCAGACAAGUUCAAGCUCCGGUGCAGCGAAAGGCAACCACAACAACUCCAACACCAAGUUCACGACAAGUUGCAACUACGACGCCAGCAACGCCACAAGCAACCACAUCCCGGAAAGCAAAGACAGCUCGUCAUAAGCGUCAUGUGCUGGGCUACAAGGAUCUGGAUGCGAAUCUCUUUGUUUCACUCUUUAGUCCACAUGGUCCACACGCAGCUGCUGCAGCGCUUCCGUUGCCCAUUCCACCCACAGCUGGAUUUACACACUUCACCAACGAGUUUGAGCCUCAUUACAUUAGUGAUGGCGUUGAAUCCAAGACAAACUACAACACGGAUGUGAUUAGUCAUGUGUUUUAUCUUGGCAGCCAGCAAGUGGUGCACACCACCUUCAAGGUCUACAAUGCUGUGUUGUAUUACAAGUACUUUGAGCACCUGAAGAUGAGUGUGCUUGAGCUGGAGCUGGACACUCCCGAGUAUAAUUUAAUGAUACUACUGCCCGACUACCACAUGGACAUUGUGGCUGCGGCUGCUUCGCUCAAGCUGGGACCAACGUUGCGUCUGAUGCGCAAGCAGCUAAAGCCACGUUGGGUUCAGGCCAUCAUACCGGACUUUAAGCUGCAUGGCACAAUGUUCCUCACCAACGAUCUGCAGAAUAUGGGCAUCUGUGAUAUAUUUGAGCCAAAUCGUGCCGAUUUUCGACCCAUGACUGAUGAGAAAGGCAUCUACGUGCGACACAUUGAGCAAUCGAUUGACGUCAACAUUCGUACGCAUCCCAUCAAUCAAUUGAAACGCAACACAGGCGCUCAAACGAAGCCCAUACAGAUCUCUGUUAAUCAUCCGUUUCUGUUUUUCAUCAUCGAUCGCGACUUGGACGUGGCUGUGAUGUCGGGCCGCAUACUCAAUCCCCUCAACGUGCGCAUACAAUGAAUGCUCCAUUCAUCCAUCGAGCCGAGCCGAGCCACACUCACAGUCAGUGGUGCAAAACGAAGGUCAACACGGUGG
Drosophila nasuta is the source of this 2566-nucleotide messenger RNA. It is a transcript of the gene Spn85F, whose product is annotated as Serpin 85F. Gene Ontology annotation, molecular function: serine-type endopeptidase inhibitor activity. The record is from RefSeq and is a predicted model, not a curated record. The transcript has 5 exons. Lineage: Eukaryota; Metazoa; Arthropoda; Insecta; Diptera; Drosophilidae. The coding region runs from base 488 to 2491 and encodes 667 amino acids.